AUGGUACUUCUAACAUCAUCGCAAGUUUCAGUCGCCAUAUCGUCCUUCAUCGUUAUAUCUUUCACUUUGGCCCUUUUCCUUUCCGGCUAUGUGCUCCAACAAGCAACAGUUCGCGACUUGCGGGCGGCCAUAAAACCUCAGAUGGUUCAGCCAUUCUCUGAACUACAAGUAAAUUUAUCACCGCAGCGCCAGGAUGAGGAUCUAGACCGCAAAGCAAUCUUAGAAACCAUCCCCAUUGAGGCCAACAAUUUUAGAGAAGGCGCGAAAGAUACUCAAAUCACUCAAGAUUCAAAACACAUGAGUUCUGGGAAUGAAGAGAAUCAGGAGGAUAACGAGGACGAUAUGGUUGGAGCGACACGAUGGCAAAAAGCGCAGAAGAAGAAACAAAAAUUGCUGGCGGCGCAACAGAAGUCCCAGAAACAAGUCAUCGAGGAUGAGCCUCCACUGGAGGCUACAAGCAAAUCUUCUGCAGCCAGAGAUACCAAGCUUUUGCGGGAGAAAAACCCAGAGGAGAAGCCUUUAAGUAAAGCGCAGAGACGGAAAAAGAUAAAGGAGGAAGUCAUUGCGGCUGGGCAGGGCGAAACGUUUACAGGCUACAGACGACGGAUGUGGUAG
Messenger RNA from Glarea lozoyensis ATCC 20868, 615 nucleotides. RefSeq lists its product as uncharacterized. Bases 1 to 615 code for a protein of 204 amino acids. The record is from RefSeq and is a predicted model, not a curated record. Lineage: Eukaryota; Fungi; Ascomycota; Leotiomycetes; Helotiales; Helotiaceae. The transcript is spliced from 2 exons.